This is a messenger RNA of Fonticula alba, 6973 nucleotides long. RefSeq lists its product as hypothetical. The coding region runs from base 242 to 6973 and encodes 2243 amino acids. The transcript is spliced from 7 exons. The record is from RefSeq and is a predicted model, not a curated record. NCBI's taxonomy places the organism in Eukaryota, Rotosphaerida, Fonticulaceae.
GUCGACGACCGUGCCUCUGGGCUUUGAGCAGCCCUCUCCUUGACUCCUCUCCCUUCCUCCAGCCUGACGCACCUGCCAUACCCUCUGAGUGCAUGGCGAUGCUUGCCCCAGCGAGCGCUUGAUCCCCCUCCCCUCUCUUCGCCCCUUUCCCUUUGUUCUUGACAGGGAAGCCUCCCCCCUCCCCCUCUCCUACCUCUUUCCUCUUCCCUCUCUCCCUUCCUCCCACCCACCCUUUGGCAUUAUGUCUGCCUCCGGCGGGUCUGGGUCUGGACCGCAGGGUGGCGGACCCGGUGGCGGCGGCCCGCCUGCUCCGCCUCCUCUCGGACAGCAACGCCGCGCAUGGGACAAAAACACCCGCUCAGAUCGGUCCGGUCGACCGGAAUACCGUCGCUUUGAGCGCCACGACCGGCAACCUUCAUUUGAUCCGCUUCGUGACCGGUCUCCCCGUCUAGAUUCCCCACCUGUCCAAUCGCGCUGGAGUGGCCCCCCCGGGCGCUCGCCUGAUCACACUUGGUCUGGCGGCAGCGGCAACACCCACACCGCUGGCAGUGGCGGCGGCGGCGGUGGCGGCAACAGCAGCAGCAGCAGCAGCAGCACUGGCAACCACCUGCCUUAUCGAUCAACGCCAAGCAGCGAGGGCCUUUCGGCAAACCCCUCGCCCGGCAGUGACGCCUGCCUGACCACAGCAGAUCCGCUUGCCUCGCGGCCGCUGCCAUAUGUUCCCCCGCCGCUGGACUCGCUGCGUCUGCCGGUCCCGUCCCCCUCCUUCCAGUCCCUGGCUGGGGCAUCUGAAAGUGUGUCAGCCCGGCUGAAUGCUCGCCUGCUGGAUGCCCUCGGAGGCCCCAUUCCCUCAUUCUUGCCAUCGACUCUGGACUCCUCCCUUUCUCGAACGGGCUUCGAUUUCAUGACCCUCUCCAGCCCCCCGGGUCUGCGGUCUCCGAGUACGAUGACCCCGCCGCCGCCGCCGCCGCCGCCGCCCGGCUCCACGGUACAGUCCUCCUCGCGGUCAUCCCCCUCACAGCCAGCCGACCUGGGACCUGCAUCGGCACCGGCUCUCCCGACUGAUGGCCCAUCCGCGACCUCGUCGCUUGCCAAUAUGGUCCGGCGUCCGCUUCACCGGGCGGACUCCGUGCCAUUGGCCUCGCCCUCAUCACCCAUGGUGUCUCCAUCGCACUCGCACCCCCAGUCGGACCCUCCGCCCGUGCUGGUCUCCUCGCCUGUGCCCAUGCUUUCGGGCUUGAACUCCCGGCAAUCCCCUUCCUCGGCUACCCCCUCGAUGGAGCAGCUCCCUCAAGAGCCCCGACAAGCCUCGGCCACCCCCCCGGCUUUGGAGCCCGUCUCAUCACCUCCCUCAUUCCCGCCUCCGCGGGCCUCCCUGGCGCUAUCCUCCCCGCCCUCGGCCCAGCAUGAUCCCCUCUCGGCGUCGAGAGAGCCUGUGUCGGCUGAAAACCACAGUCCUACACACCUGGAGGCCGUUCAAGCCACGCUGGAGGUCGAGCUUGUAUCCGAGCAUGAGCCCGAGCCCGAGCCCGAGCCCGAGGCGGGUCCCAGCCUCCGGUCGGAGUCUGAUUCCGAAGCCAUGCCUCCCAAAGGGGACCUUCCUGACAGUGAAGUCCCCGGACUGGAUGUCCUGGCCUCGCGGGAAGAGGUUCCUCCUCCGGCAGAACCUCCGGCUCCUGUGCGGAAGGAACCCCAUUUUCAGCCGUUCGGCCACUUUGAGAUCGAUGUCAACAAUCUCCCCACUUCCGACGAGGUGGCCCUCGGCAUCAAUAUUCUCGACAACCAGCUUGCCUCACUGGAAAGUCGCCUCCAAUUGCUUCGAUCCAUGGACGAGACUCUCUCUCAGCUCCAGGAUCGACGGUUUGCCGAGCCCCAGCCCCAGAACCCCGUCCCGGGGCCACCGGCCGGGGUGGAUGUCUAUUCCACGCAGAUCCUGCUCCGCUACCAGAAACCGGUGCAUCCGCUGGACCCGUUGUAUGCCUUCGAUUUGGCCCGGUCUCCGGCCCCCGGGCAAUUGGCACUCGAUAUUGCGGCCGGCAACCAGCAGGGCACCGGCCCGGCGGCUCGUCUCCUUGCUCAGUCGGAGACAGUGCUGCGUGGCUUUGAUCCGGGAUUCCUGCCAGCCGGUGACCUGAAGCCCCUUCGGGAGACAAGCCUCGCGACCCAAGCCGAAGCCGAGGACUCUGCCACCACUGGGGUCUCCUCGCCGGAGGCCAUGACCUCCGAUGCCGGCACCGACAGCAGCGGAGAUGACCAGUCCGACGAGGAGAGCUCCGAUUGGAUUGGCUCGUCGAGUGCCACCGAGCUGGACCCGGGUUCGAGCUCGGCUAGCCAGCCCUGGCCCGAGGGGUCCUUCCGGCCGAUGUGGCCCGAGCCCGCGGCCGGCUUCUCGGCGGUCCAUGCGGCGGUAAUGCGCCGCGUUCGGCUCAAUCGCACGGCCCUCUAUGCCAAGGCAAGUGAGCUGCAUGCCGAGCGCUCGCGUCUCGAUGACCUCUGGCGCCAGGAUCAGACUUCGCGCGACUCCUCGGUCGGGCCGGCGGACCUGCUGCCUGACGCGCCGGGGAUUGGAGGUCCCGGUGGGCUCGGUGCCGCGGCUUUGCAGCCGGCAGCCGGUGGCUCAAAUGCCUCCGGCGGCCCGGGUGGCGUCAACGGGCCUGGCGGCCUGGCCGGUGCCUCCUCCGAGGCCACACUCUUUGGCAUGGAGCUGAGUCCGAUGCUGGGGUCUACGCGGCUUGGAUCGCGCCGACGUGCGACGCUGUCCUCCUCGGCGGACCCCUUCGCCGGUGACACGGUCCGCACGGAGGCCGAACUGGAGGAAAUCCUGGAAACCCUGCGGGCCAGCUCGGAGCGCGAGGCGGCUUUGCGUGCGCGUGUGGCCACUCAGCUCCCUGAGCAGGCUCUGCAAUUGCCAGCUCGGUGGGCCGAAUUGCCGGAGCUGGUGUCAGCAUCGCCGAGGGGCAGUGUCGCUGCUUCGCCGCGAUCGCCGACCCCCGGCGGCCGGUCCGGUGUGCCGAUGGUUCCCCUUCGCCCGCUGCCGGUCUUCCAUGAUGUGGCCACCUCUCGGCGGGUGGCUCGCAUGCCGGACUUGCUGGCGGCCGAGCGGCUGAACUACCGGCCAUGGACCGGCCGUGAGCGGGCUGUCUUCACGGCGGCCUUUGUCCGGUGGCCGAAGGAUUUCACCAAGGUCUCACAGGCACUCGGUGGCCGGGGGAUCAGUGGCGGACCGCGCGCCGGCCGAGAGCCCGGCAUCGGCGCCGACGCCCUGAUCGACAUUCAUCAACGUGAGUCGCAAGCCCGGGCAGCUGGUGGCUCAUCGGCCACCUCGGUUCCCUCUGACACCGGGGCUUUGCUUCUGCGCCAGGUGGAGCCCGGCUGGCUCGGGGGCCGCACUGUGGACGAGUGUGUUCUUUACUAUUAUCAAAACAAGAAAUCCUUGAAGCUCAAGCGUCUGGUUAAGCAGUCUCAGCAGCGGCGUCGGCGGUACACCCAGCGUCAGCAGCAAUUGGCCCAGCAAUAUCGCGACGAGGAGCGUGCCGCGGCGGCCUUUGAGCGUGUGCGUGAGAAGCGCGAAAAGCGUGAGCGCCGCCGCCGGGAGGACCGCCUGGCGCAAGAGCGCGAGCGUCAAUUCUCGGCGCACAAUUUGGACUUGCCACGCGAGGACCCGGAUGAGGAGGACCUCGAUGAGGAUGAUCUCCUCGGGGAGGACGUGCGCGCUCGGCGCCAACAGGGCAUCCUUCCCGUGGAGGAGAGCCAAUCGGCCGAUGAGCGUUCGGUCCCCCUGACGGAUGAUGAGAUUGCCAUUGUGGAUUCGGUGCCGGCAAGGCCCCUCUCCCGGACCAUUACCCAUACAUUUGCUUCGCCCCCGGGUCCGGCCUCGCAGGUGCACAUUAAGGCGGAAGACCCGCCGGGGCCCCUGGCCACCGAAGCCGCCGCGUCGGAUCUGCUUUUGCUGGCCUCGGUCGCCGGGCCGGUAACACCAGCCAAACCCACCAAGCCAAAGAGUGCCACGAAGACCGCCCGCGCUGGAAAGGCCACCGCGACGCCCGGUCGCUCGGUGUCACCGACAGCCACGCCAGCGGCGGGUAAAACCAAGGCGGCGAAAUCGUCCACCGCCAGCGCGGCUCGGGGUGCUCGACGUGCUUCGCCCGCCGCGGCACCGGGCGAUGGCUCACCCGCGCCAUCUCCCUCAAAGGAGGCCGAGCCGACAUCCACGACCAAGGAGAAGGCCGCUCGCGGACAGGGCCGUGCAUCCACACCGCAGGCCGGAUCCCGGGCCGCCAAAAAGCCCGCCGCUUCGGGCAGCCCUACACCGAGUGCCGGCACGACGGCUGCCAAGACGAAGGCCGCCCAAAAGUCGACCACCGCUGCGGCAGCAUCCAGCAACAAACCCUCUGCGGCCCAGCGCAAGGGAGCCAAAUCUCAAGAUGCCUCGGUGUCCGGGGAGUCGGGGGCGAUUGACACGCCGAAGAAGUCCCGUGCGCCAGCCCGAUCUCAGUCGCAACCACCGGCCGCGGAGGGCUCCGUGCCAGCCAGCGGCCGUCGGCGGCCAUCGCAGAGUGCGACUGCCUCAGCGGCUGCCGCUGCCGCCGCCGCUGCCGCUGCCACCGCUGCUGCCGCUGCCACUGCUGCUGUCGCGCAAGACCAGGCCACAAAUGCCUCGCUGCCUGCGGACCCCUCCCUGGCUGCCCUGCUAGAUACGAAGUUGCCUCUAGAUGCUCUGCUAAACCUGGCCUCGCUGUCGGCGAGUGCCGCUCCAGUGACCGGUGCCGGUGCCGGUGCCGGUGCCGGUAUCAUGGCACCUGCUCCCAUCAACACCCCUCUCAAUCAGGACCAGCCUCCGAUGACUCCGGCCAAGCCGACCCUGGUGGACGGCACGGCGGCCCUGCUGCAGCUCCAGCAGUUCCAGCAGCUUCAACAGCUCCAGCAACAGCUCCAGGGCUCGGGGACUUCGCCUUCGGCCGCGGCGGCCGCGGCCGCAGCCAUGGGUCUUGGGACCCCCGCUGGGGCCUGGCUCGAUCCCGGGCUGACCGCCUCGGCGCUUGGCUCGCUGGCCCUGCCAUCGAUGAUGGUUGGAGCACCGGGCUCGGUGGCUGCCGGUGGGUCGGGGCUGAAUCUGGUUGGCGCCGACGCCAGCCAACUGUCGGCGCUGGCGUCGCUGUAUCAAUUUGCCCCCGGGCCGUCGUCGACGGUCGGGACCGGCGGAUCGCCCCUUGGCCAUCCUUCGGCCCCGGGGAGUGGUCUUUUGGCAGGUGUGGGCAGUGCGCCUGGCCAUGGUGGCUCCCCGGCCCAGGCCGCCUCUGGGGGUGCCAAUUUGUCGCCCUUCCAGGUGGCUGGCAGUGCCGCUGGCCUUGGCAUGCUUGGCACCCUGCCGACGGGGGCGUCUCCCUCAUCCGGCGCCGUCGGCAUGACGGCCCUUUACUCGGGUUCGCCGGCGUCGGGCUCGCUUGGGGCCUCGGGCCCCGGUCCGAGCACGGCCUUCUUGACCCCGACACUGCCAUCAUCCGGGUCGCCGGCUUCCAGCACGGGGGGGACUCCUGGCGCAUCCUCCACUUACCUUCCGACAGGUGGUCUGUCGCCGAUGCACAUGGGUAGCACCACCGGCAUGCUUGGUCCACUGGCCCAACUGGCAAAUCCCUCGCUUAUGGCGGCUUUGGGCUUCCCGACCGUUGGUGCCCCAGGCCACGGGCAACUGGGCCACGGCCUCUCGCCCCAACAGGCCCAACAGCAGCUGCAUCUCCAGCAGCAACAGCAGUUGCAGCUGCAGCAGCAACAGCAGCUGCAGCAGCAACAGCAGCAGCAGCAGCAGCAGCAACAGCAACACUAUCAACAGCAGGCAACCGGUCACACGCUGCUCCCGGGGCUCGGGACCUCUCCGGUUCCGGCCGACCAGCCGCUCACCGGAGGUGGUGCCUCGCCGCUGAAUGCCUCGGCUGCCAAUGCGCAGUUGACUCUCAGCUCGCUUGCAAGCAUUUUGUCGUCACACCCGCAGCUGGCCUCGGCGGCAGCCUCCAUCCCGGGCUUUUCCAGCCUGUUGGCCGGUGCAGUGGCGAGUGCGCCGACACAGGGCACCGGCACAGGCGGCAGCUCGGGCCCGCCGGCCGGCCUGCUGUCUCAGAACACGGUGCCGCCCGGUGGGACGGUCAACAGCACUUCGGGACCGGCUUUGCCCUUCCCGAAUUUCCACCCGGGGCUUCUGCCCAACCAGCAGAUGGCCACCUCGAUGCCGCACUUCCUCUUCGGGCCACUGGCAACCAUCGGCGGGGCCGGGGUGGUUGCAGGAGCAAAUCCCGCCGCCGCGCCAUUCACCGCGCUCCAUCAGCAAGCGCUGGCCGCCUCGCAGGACCCCAACACCCCCCUGGCCACUGGCCAGCCAUCUUUGCAUGCCGGGGCGAUGGCCGCCGCUGCCGCCGCAGCCUCCGCCGGCCGGCAUCACUUCCCGCUGGGCACCCCGCCCAACGCAAGCACCUCCAGCACGGGGAGCCAUCAUGUCGGGCUUGUGCCGAACAGCUUCCGCCAGCCCUCGCCAGCUGGUGGGGCCCCGACGGACCCGAGCCUGCUGUCUCUGGCUGGCGGUGCACACCACAACCUCGCUCCGUUACUGGGCAAAUCCUUCCACCAGCCACUGCAUCCCGGCCCGGGGAUGGACCUUUCCCAGCAGCAGCAGCAGCAGCAGCAGCAGCAGCAGCAGCUACCGCCGCGGCAGCCCACGCCUGCCGCGGUGCUUCAGCAGCCGCAAACACAAAUGCCGCCCCAGGCACAAGUGCAGCAGUCUCUCCCACGGCCAGCUCCUCGGUCGGAGACUGAUCUGGAUAUUGAUGCCAUCAGCAACAGUCUCCUGGAGCUGGCCAAUGUUUCGGCAGUCGCGGCCGCGGCGGCCGGCCCCCUGGCCGCUCCGGGCUCGGGGUCCACCCUGCCUCCGACGGAUGCCGACCUUCUUGCCCUUGUAUCGCAAGGUUCGUUCGCCCUUCUGUGA